AUGCGAGCCCAACAAGCCGACUAUGGUUUCAUCAUUGCCACUUGCGAAAAUGAUAAACCGAUUCGCCCCCUAGAUUUGCGGAAAAAAAUUUAUAUUAGCGGCGAUAACAAUAAUCUUUUUGUGGUAGCCAAGAUUAUGCGGGAACUACUAAUUACCAAACAUAAUUUUAAGCAAAAUUCUAGCAUCAAGGAACGCAAAAUAAAAAAUUUGGAUGAGUGGAUAAACGAUAAACUUCCUCGUUAUAUUAGUAGUUUAGAAGAAGAAUUUGACAGCCAAGAGAAAGAGACUAAUAACAUCAUUAGUAAGGCGGAGAAAAUAAAAAAUUCGACCGAAAAAAUUCUAGAAAUGAGGCAGAUAGAUUACCAAGCACCUUGUUUCGAAGAAUUUAUGAAAACUUACCAAGAGGAGGAAAAAAUAGUCAAAUCUUAUGAAAGUGUUUUUCAAGAUGAAGUAUUAAAUGGUCCACAAUAUGACAUUGAAAGAAAUACUAAUCAUAUCAAGUUUAAGUUCGAUGAUAAUGUGGAGUUUUCUAAUGGAAGUUUUCCUUAUAUUCAUUGUGUCAACGAAUCGCCUUUUAAUAGUUACAAGGUGGGGGAACAAGUAGAGAUUGAAAUGAAAAAAGCGAAAAGAAUGACUAGCAAUAUAAAAGCCAACAAUAAUACUUUUUUAAGGAUUGCUGAUGCUGAAAGGCAUUGA
This is a messenger RNA of Racocetra fulgida, 696 nucleotides long. Lineage: Eukaryota; Fungi; Glomeromycota; Glomeromycetes; Diversisporales; Gigasporaceae. The record is from the annotation of a GenBank genome assembly.